This is a messenger RNA of Rodentolepis nana, 561 nucleotides long. Lineage: Eukaryota; Metazoa; Platyhelminthes; Cestoda; Cyclophyllidea; Hymenolepididae. The record is from the annotation of a GenBank genome assembly.
AUGUCUUCCGUACAAGGUUCGAGUGAUGGCUUCUUCGAGGCUCAUGCGCUACAUCCAGUUGACACAAGUAGAGCUAAAGAUGGUGUCUGGCUAGUGAAAGUCCCCAAUUAUCUAUGUGACCUGUGGAUGAAAGGAAAUACCGAAAAAGUUGUCGGGGAAGUUGUGAUAACUGCUACCGACCCAAAUUCUAACAGCAAGGACCAAUCGAAUGUUUGUUUGGUAACUGACGAUGCUUUGAUUGCCGAAGCCGGGGAGAACAGUGAUUUCAUUCCUAAGAAACACAAAUUCCUUGUUCAAAUGCUGUCAUCUGAACAUCCUUCGGACAAGAAGAGUUCUCCUGGAAAUAUGUCGGCUAUGAUAGGACAAGAGCUCGUUGUUCUCUGUGAAGAAGAUAUUCCCCAAGUUUCCAAUGACCCUACUUCUUCGUUGGCCAUUUCCUCACAAAGAAAUCGAUCCAGCAGACGAUAUUCAUUCUUUGGGCGCGUUAACAGUCGUGCUGAAUGUCGUCCUCCUGAUAAUCUUAGAUACAUGAAGCUUAAGGCUGAGCAGGUUCGUUUAUAA